CUCACACUGUCGACAAAUAUGUGCAACAAACGAAGAUUGUUUUGCUUUCGUACAUAACAACAACACAGAUUUUUGUGCAGUGACCGACCAGCGAGUUUUGUUUUUAAUUUUUUGCAAUGACUGUAUGGCUGGCAGGAAAAAAGGAUGUGAAACGUCUGCUGUCCAAACAACAGAAAUAGCAAUGUCAACAUUGGUCACAACAUCAACAACAACACCAUCACCAACGACAUCAAUAACAGCAGCAGCAGCAAAAAUAGCGGGAGUAUCAUCAACAUCACCAACAUCUGAGACAACAGCAGUAAUAACAACUUCAAAAGCAACAGCACUAACAGCAACAGCAGCAACAACCUCAUUCGCUGGCAAAAUGUGUACAUGCACUUGUAUUGAGACAAAUAACAACCAUGUCUAAAUCAAUUCAGGAGCGUAGAUCAUUACUUCACCUUAGGAAAAAAGAACUGUCCUCAGCCAAAAGAAAGCUUAUCUCAGCAACUGACCAGAGACAAUCUUCAAAAAGAAUCUGUUAUGCUGGCAUCUUUGCCUUAAGUUUUACUUUUGGAGGAAUUGUAUUUUUUGAUUAUUUGAACUUGUUUUGGUAUUUGAAGAGAAAAUGAUUCUAAUUCAGAAUGAUUAAAUAUGGUCCAAAACUUAAGCAUUCAUUUUUUGAACGCACAUCAAACGCAUAUCGAUUCUCUGUCAAAUAAUGGUAAAUAUUAUGUCAAUAGGAGCUGAAGCUGUUGCAAUGGCUCUUCAAUUAAUUGUAACUUAUCAGAAGAAAAAUUCAGGAAUUUUGAAAUAUACGAAUUCGCAUU
Molecule: messenger RNA, 809 nt
Organism: Saccostrea cuccullata (small rock oyster)
Lineage: Eukaryota; Metazoa; Mollusca; Bivalvia; Ostreida; Ostreidae
Exons: 2
Coding region: 125-409 (94 amino acids)
Source: RefSeq, a predicted model, not a curated record